GUUGGACAUAGUGAUCUUCGUUUGUCGUCAUGGCUACCAGUCUUGUUACCUUGGUUACUUUCCUAUUUGUCGGAGCUAUCUUUUGCCAAGCGCCACCGAAAAAUGAUACUUUAGCUACAACGGAUGUUUGUAUCGUCGUAGGAAAGGCGUUAGAGGAUGACGACUUCGGAAAUCUCAAGACACAAGAGAAUGGAGCCGAAAGAAAGAAGAGAAGCCUGUUAGGAUAUACUGGAUAUGCUCUUGGUGAUGGUUGUGGUGCUUUUCCCGCUGCUUCAAUCAAUUUCAUGAGAUGUUUCAAUCCUGGAAAUACGUACGUUGAAAGAAACCAAAUAGUCCACAAUUACUACCGAACUGGUACCUACGAUAAUUGCUUGAACUACUUCCGGGCACUACCUUUGACCGGUGUUGUCCCAGCUGCUACUGGAUACGUUGGACAUUUCACUCAUCAAACCAGAUCCUACACUGUCAAUACCUGUAACAACUGCUAUAAUGGUUACUCUGGAAUCUCAGUACGAUGUGACACUGCUCCUUACAACCACCUCGUCAGAAACUUCGUCUUCCAACCUGCUGUCCACUACAGUGGUUAUGCCUAUGGCAAUGGUUGCACUGGUGCCUGGUGUUAAAGUGAACUUUGACCUCGGACUGAUCAUGUAGUUAAAUUAUUGUAAAGUUAUAGAGUUCAGCUUUUAGUUUGGAGAUUAUCAAUGUGUACUAUUAAAUAAAGAAGCAUCAUUUGGAAAA
Messenger RNA from Lottia gigantea (owl limpet), 741 nucleotides. RefSeq lists its product as hypothetical. NCBI's taxonomy places the organism in Eukaryota, Metazoa, Mollusca, Gastropoda, Lottiidae. The coding region runs from base 30 to 623 and encodes 197 amino acids. The record is from RefSeq and is a predicted model, not a curated record. The transcript has a single exon.